AUGUCAAAAGUGCCACGCAUUUUACUUCAACUGUUUCUUCUGAGUCUGGCUCAGUAUGCCUUUCAAGAGCCUAAAACGUUUGAGGAUGGUAUGCCGGUGUCAAUCACUUGCGAGUUGGAAAAGCAGUCCCAGGUUCUUUGGUUUCGCGUCACGGAGAGCGGGAUGGAGGUCAUUGCAUCUGUCGGCAGUAAAGGAGAGGUAAAGCAUUUGCACAAAGGCAUGACGUUCAGAGAUGGAGACAAGAAAAGGAUGGGUAUUACAAACUUUAAUAAGACCCAGGACAGCGGGGUUUACGGCUGCACACACAUUCAGAGCACUGCAAUGACCUUCGGGAAAACCACAACCCUCCAGGGACUACCUGAUCCGACCACUAGGCCGGCUCCACCUGUAACAACUCCCAUGCCCAACAUCACAACAGGAACGCCCUGUACAUGCAAAACAGUGACCAGGAAAGCUGACUCAGCAGGCAACUGUAAUACGGCGAUUUGGGCCCCGCUGGCAGGCGGCUGCUUCCUCCUCCUCCUCGUCCUCAUCUUCACCAUCCGUCACUGCAGCCGAAUCCGAACGAGGGGGUGCCCACACCACUACAAAAGAAGGUGA
Messenger RNA from Megalops cyprinoides (Indo-Pacific tarpon), 600 nucleotides. Its product is annotated as T-cell surface glycoprotein CD8 alpha chain-like. The transcript has 5 exons. The record is from RefSeq and is a predicted model, not a curated record. Bases 1 to 600 code for a protein of 199 amino acids. Lineage: Eukaryota; Metazoa; Chordata; Actinopteri; Elopiformes; Megalopidae.